Messenger RNA from Rana temporaria (common frog), 1780 nucleotides. It is a transcript of the gene DCAF13, whose product is annotated as DDB1 and CUL4 associated factor 13. The record is from RefSeq and is a predicted model, not a curated record. The transcript is spliced from 11 exons. Gene Ontology annotation, molecular function: protein binding. NCBI's taxonomy places the organism in Eukaryota, Metazoa, Chordata, Amphibia, Anura, Ranidae. Gene Ontology annotation, biological process: maturation of SSU-rRNA from tricistronic rRNA transcript (SSU-rRNA, 5.8S rRNA, LSU-rRNA). Gene Ontology annotation, cellular component: nucleolus; small-subunit processome. The coding region runs from base 94 to 1431 and encodes 445 amino acids.
CCGGAGUAAACAUGGCCGCCGCGUUGGUAGUGAUGUCAUCUCUGUGAGCCGAGGUCCCGGUUCCGGCCACACGUGGUGCUGCCAGUGUUUACCAUGAAGGUGAAGGUGCUGUGCAGGAAUCCGGACGACUAUGUGCGGGAGACCAAGAAGGAUCUACAGAGAGUUCCUCGGAACUAUGAUCCUUCCCUGCACCCGUUUGAAGUUCCCCGGGAGUACACCAGAGCCCUCAACGCCACCAAGCUUGAGCGUGUCUUUGCCAAGCCGUUCAUUGCUUCAUUAGAUGGUCACAAAGAUGGCAUCAACUGUAUGGCGAAACAUCCCAAGAGCUUGUCAACUGUGUUCUCCGGAGCCUGCGAUGGAGAGGUGAAGAUUUGGAAUUUAGUCUCUCGGAAGUGUACCAGGACCAUACAGGCACAUGAAGGAUUCGUCCGAGGGCUCUGUGUUCGCUUUUGUGGAACAUCAUUUUUUACAGUAGGUGAUGACAAGACAGUAAAACAGUGGAAGAUGGAAAGUCCAGGAUAUGGAGAGAAGGAGGAACCUAUACAUACAAUACUGGGAAAGACUGUCUUUACAGGGGUGGACCAUCAUUGGAGGGACCCUGUGUUUGUCACAUGUGGGCAGCAGGUGGACGUCUGGGAUGAGCAAAGGACGAGUCCAAUGAGAUCUUACGCCUGGGGAGUGGACAGCAUUUCAAGCGUCCGAUUUAACCCCAUUGAGACACACAUUUUGGGAAGCUGCGCAGUUGACAGAAGUAUUGUCCUUUAUGAUAUGCGGAAGCCUACACCACUGAAAAAGAUUAUUCUAGAGAUGAGAACAAAUGCAAUCUGCUGGAACCCCAUGGAAGCUUUUAUUUUUACAGCUGCUAAUGAAAACUACAAACUGUACACCUAUGACAUGCGCUACAUGGACAGUCCAGUAAAGGUGCACUUGGACCACGUUUCUGCAGUCCUGGAUGUUGAUUAUUCCCCUACCGGAAAGGAAUUUGUAUCUGCCAGCUUUGAUAAAUCCAUUCGCAUGUUUUCGGUUGAAAGCGGCCACAGCAGGGAAGUGUAUCACACAAAGAGGAUGCAGCAUGUAACCUGUGUCAGAUGGUCAGCGGACAACAAAUACAUUCUGUGCGGUUCCGAUGAAAUGAACAUUCGCAUAUGGAAAGCCAAUGCUUCAGAAAAACUUGGCCUGCUGACGCCACGUGAGAAGGCCGCUCAGAACUACAACCAGAAGCUAAAGGAAAAAUUCCAGCAUCACCCACAAAUCAAGAGAAUUUCAAGGCACAGACACCUCCCCAAAUCUAUAUACAGCCAGAUAAAGGAGCAACGCGUUAUGAAGGAAGCUCGUCGCAAGAAGGAUGUGAAUCGUCGCAAACACAGCAAAGCGGGCACAGUGCCAAUUUUAUCAGAGAAGCAGAAGCCUGUGGUGGCCGUGGUGGACUAAGGCUAUCCUUUGCCGUGUCAGUUUGUGGACAUGUGGCUAUAAGGGCACAGUAUUUCUUUCAAUGCUUUUGGGACUCGGACCACAAACCCAAAAAUGUAUUUUUCAUAUCUGGGCAGAGUCAUCAAGGAACAUGUCUGUUUGGAAUAUCCCUUGUAAAAUGUUGGUUUUAUUUUCAAAAACAAUAUGAACAUGUGACUUAAGACGCCUCUAAGUUAAAAGUAACGGGGGAUGUGAGUGAUGCGGGAUUGGGGGGGGGGGAGGUCCUCUCUACUCGGACAUCUCUUUGUACUACAAUUUUAAAGCAUGAUAUGUUUGGUAUCUAUUUACAUGGCGUAACAUCAUUUUUACC